Messenger RNA from Colossoma macropomum (tambaqui), 1175 nucleotides. It is a transcript of the gene fahd1, whose product is annotated as fumarylacetoacetate hydrolase domain containing 1. The transcript has a single exon. NCBI's taxonomy places the organism in Eukaryota, Metazoa, Chordata, Actinopteri, Characiformes, Serrasalmidae. The coding region runs from base 355 to 1014 and encodes 219 amino acids. Gene Ontology annotation, molecular function: acetylpyruvate hydrolase activity. The record is from RefSeq and is a predicted model, not a curated record. Gene Ontology annotation, cellular component: mitochondrion.
AGGGAGUCUCGGGUACGUUUGAGAAUUGGAACACAGCCACAGAAAUGGCUGACAUGUAGCGACAGAGCCGGUAGCGAUUCCGAACAGAGCCCUAAACAGUCUUAAUUCAAAAUAAAUGUCUUCCAAAUACAUCGAACGGACUAAAACGGUAACCAACAGCUGAACCGAAUCAUUUUGCACAAAACGUUUCUCGGGUUACCAUGUUUUCCUGACAUAAACUGCAUCCUUUUUUUGUCAGUGACCGCGCUCCGUACUGUGUUAGGGGCAGUUUGAAAGGUCAUUGAACUGCUGGGGAAACUUUGUCCGUUUAUCGCGGCUGUAAGUUAACAGUUCAAACGCGGGUCUUAGUUCAGCAUGACCGCGAGAAACAUAGCUCGUUUUUGGGAAUGGGGGAGGAAGAUUGUCUGCGUGGGGAGAAACUACGCGGAGCACGCUAAAGAGCUGAGGAACGCCGUGCCCAGCGAGCCCGUGCUCUUCCUCAAGCCGCCGUCAGCCUACGUUAAGGAGGGCUCGCCGAUCCUGGUGCCGCGCUACUGCUCCAGCCUGCACCAUGAGGUGGAGCUGGGGGUGGUGGUCGGAAAAGCGGGCACGGCUAUUCCUCAGAGCUCGGCCAUGGAGCACGUCGCCGGAUACGCCCUGUGCCUGGACAUGACGGCCCGGGACAUCCAGGACGAGUGCAAGUCCAAAGGCCUGCCCUGGACCCUGGCUAAGGCUUUCGACACGUCCUGUCCGGUCAGCGAGUUCAUCCCCAAGGAGCGCCUACCGGACCCGGCCAACGUCACGCUGUGGCUCAAAGUGAACGACGUCGAGCGGCAGAACGGCAGCACUUCUCAGAUGAUCUUCUCCAUCCCCUACCUGAUCAGCUACAUCAGCGAGGUCAUUUCGCUGGAGGAGGGAGACCUCAUACUCACCGGGACACCCAAAGGAGUCUCCGCCGUGCAGGAGCACGAUGAGCUGCAGGCUGGCAUUGACGGCAUCGUCACCAUGACUUUUAAAAUCGGCAAAACCUGGUGACGCCCAGAAGUGAAGAGGUGAAGAAAUGAGGCUGAAUCAGCGGCCGUGUGAUUCACUGCUGUGCGUUGCGAAUUAAUCUCCUCAGGUUUUACAAAAGGCAUUGCGGUGUAGUUUCCGUGUGUGUGUCUCGAUUUUAAUUAAAAGUUCAAUUUUUAAUUCAA